Molecule: messenger RNA, 497 nt
Organism: Gongylonema pulchrum
Lineage: Eukaryota; Metazoa; Nematoda; Chromadorea; Rhabditida; Gongylonematidae
Source: the annotation of a GenBank genome assembly
CUGCUCUCACUAAAAGGACAGUCAGUGAACCACAGCCAUGCUCUCUUCGCUGUCUCAGAAAAUGAGAAUUUACGACUACUAAAAAAACAUGAAAUCAGUUUUAGACGGCCAGGGCGCGUUUUGCCGUACGUUCCACGAACAUUACAGGAUGAAGGAGCGACCCGUUUACUAACACGCACGUAUACAUUGGACGGACACUCUCGAACGGUGCUUUCGGUGAAUGCUAACGGCGCGGUAGUGAUUAGCGGUUCAAAAGAUAGAACGGCAAAAGUAUGGGACCUUGAAAAAAGCGUUGAAAAAUGCACAUUUGGUCUUCACCCAAACAACGUUUCAUGUGUCCGUUUUAUUCCGGCUAGUCAAAUGGCUCUGACGGUUUCGCUGGCCACUGUUCGUAUUUGGGAUCUGAGAAGCGAAGAAUGCGUACGUACACUGAAUUCAUCGGGUCUGGCGGCUGCGGGUAAGCAGCGCAUGCUUUGUACAAAAAUUGUGUCUUAGUA